UCUCUCUCUCUCUCUCUGGGACCCAAACCCGUUUCAGGAAAAGCGCCGGAGCAGGACAGGCGCGUCCGUGCCAAGCAGAAGGCGUAGACUUCCUCCAAACAUUUCCUCCGCCAUCUCCGCUUUCGAGACUUCGGGAGUUCGCUCGAGACGAGCCGUUCUCCGCGUGCGCUGGGCCGCUCGCGUCUCGCGCUCCGACCCGGGAUCCCUGCUCCGUCUUCGGACGCCUCGGCUCCAGCAGACAUGUCCUGGGGAACCGACCUCUGGGACCAGUAUGAAGUCAUCGAAAAGCACACGCAGUCGGGCAUCGACCUGGUGGAUCGCUACAUAAAGUUCGUGAAGGAGCGAACGGAGAUCGACCAGGGCUACGCCAAGCAGCUCAGGAACCUGUCGAGGAAAUACCAGACCAAGCGAGGGAACAAGGACGAGCAAGACUGCAAAUUCAGCAAUCACUCCUCGUUCCAGGAGAUCCUGAACGAGCUGAACGACUACGCCGGCCAGCGCGAGGUCAUCGCUGAGAGCAUGGCCACCGGCAUCUGCCUGGACCUCAGCAAGCACCUGCAGGACCUCAAGCAGGAGCGCAGAACACACCUGGCGGAGGCCAAAAAGGCCCAGCAGAACCUGGAGAUCAGCUUGAAGCAGCUAGAAAGUGUUAAGAAGCGUUGCGCGAAGGAGUGGGCCGAGGCCGAAAAGGCCACACAACAAGCAGAGAAGACGGAGAGCGACCUCAACGCCACCAGGCUGGAAGUCGAGAAAGCCAGGCAGCACGCCAACGCCCGCACGCACACGGCGGAGGAGUGCCGGAGCGACUACGCCGCGCAGCUGCAGAAGUACAACAAGGAGCAGAACCACUUCUACUACACGGAGAUCCCGCAGAUCUACAACAACCUGCAGGACAUGGACGAGCGGAGGAUCCAGCGGCUGGCGCAGGGCUACUGCCAGUUCUCAGAGAUGGAGAAGAACGUGCAGCCCAUCAUCUCCAGGUGCCUGGAGGGAGUGAUCGCAGCGGGGCAGAAGAUCGACGCGAAGCAGGACUCGACCCUGUUCAUCGAGCAGCACAAGUCGGGCUUCGAGCGGCCCGGCGACGUGGAGUUCGAGGACUACAGCCACGGAACCAAGUCGCCCACGUCCGACACCAAUCAGAGCCAACCCAAGACGCGCGGGAAGCUGUGGCCGUUCAGCAAGAAGAGCAAGAUGCCGGCCGCAGAGGAUUUCUCUCACCUUCCUCCAGAACAGAGGAAGAAGAAGCUCCACGGGAAGAUUGACGAGCUGACAAAAGACCUGCAGAAGACUCAGGACCAAAGUGACGCACUGGAGAAGAUGAGGGGCGUGUACGUCAAGAAUCCACAGAUGGGAGACCCCUCCAGCCUGGAUCCUCAGAUCACACAGACCGCCCACAACAUAGUGCGCCUGAAGGGGGAACUCGCCAAGUACGAGUCGUGGCUGACGGAUGCAGUGGGAGGAGAGGAUCAUCCCAGCACCAUCAACAAUAAUACUCGACACAGUGUCGUACCAGCUGGGGAGCCUCAGACCACCGACGCAGAGUUUGAUGACGAGUUUGAAGACAUAGAAAGUCCCGUUGGCCACUGCGAGGCCCUUUACACCUUUGAAGGCAACAGCGAGGGCACCGUUUCCAUCAAGGAGGGAGAGCUGCUGAGUAUAAUGGAGGAGGAUAAGGGGGACGGCUGGAUGAGAGUCCUCAGAGGCAACGGAGAGGAGGGCUACAUACCCUCAUCCUAUGUCAAACCCACCUCCUAACACGCACCCACAGCCUGACGUGAUGGAAGCAAAGAGCCAGAGCUGAACGCGACGUCACCCGCGAUAACCGGAGCCCACGUGUCGUUUCAUCUCGGCCAGCGACGCGCUUGGUGAGAUGAAAGCGACUAUAAAGCUCGUUAUCGAGGCUGAUUGCAGCGUCGUACCCCCCGCCUGCACUCGCUGCGCAGGACUCGGUCCUGUCUGAACUCUGGUGAUUCCAGCUCGUCUGAAACCAAAGCGUGGAGCUGUUUGUCACUGCGUUCGCUGACAACUCGUCUAACACAUUUGGCAUCAUAUGGUUUAACGCUGCGCUCUUUAAUGUCCUCCGUAACAUCGGCCACUGCUACAACCUCUAUCCAGGAUAAUGUGAGCUUUUAAUUGUGGUAAUGUGAUUUUUUUAUUAUAAAUGGAUGAAAACCACUCCUCUUUAGGAUGAUGGUGAGUUAAAGGCUUGGGUCACAUUUUUUAUUUUAUUAGUGAGGUGACCCUAAGUUGUGCUGGCUGUAAUGAUCCCUCCUCUUAUAAAUGGUAUGUAAAUAAUGUAUGUUUCCCACAUAAUAUGAGGGAAAGGUUCUAUGUGUUCCUCAUCUCUGGCUGUUCAGAGAUAGAUACUUUGAUCAUUUCUAAACACACGCUGUGAUUCGUACGUUCUGCCGUGAUAUUAUGAAGUAAAACUGCUUCAAGCCCAUGUUAGAAAUCUGUGGAUUACAUCUUCAGACACAGAGGAUUGUGAGAAGGAAGGGACUCAGCAAAGAUCUCCUGAUUAUUGUAAGACCCACAAAAAGCCUGAUCCUAUCCUUUAACACUGUGUGCUAUGUUACAGAAAUUCACUUUUUUGAUAUAUUUUUUCAUAUUAUGAGCCCUAAAGUGCUGAAUAUGUCUUUCACUUUCCCACUCAAAUACUCAAAGGCCUAGUUCAUUAUUCUUAUAUCAAAUUAAAAUGUCACCUUCAGACAAAAAAGGCAUGAGGAUUUUUUCUAACACUUUGGAUGGAGUUUGGAUGUUCAGCUACAAAACUGAUGGUUUCCUGAAUUAAUGUUUUAAUGUUUUAAGACAUAAAUUAUUCUUGCUUUUUAUAAUCUGAGGCUUCCACAUAAGUUUAUUAACUGGUUUUACAUUUAUGAUAAGAACAAACAAGCAGUGGGGUAAUGAUGUUUUUACUGGGGCAUUUUCUGCCAACGUUAGAUUUUAUUUUAUUUUUUAUUUUUAUUAAAAACGUUCCAGAAAUAUUUAGUAAGCUCUGUACAAAGACAGUCGCAGUGAUUGAAGCAGCGCAUAUUAGCACUGUAGUAUUACAUUAAAUCUAAACUUAACAGACA
Molecule: messenger RNA, 3074 nt
Organism: Betta splendens (Siamese fighting fish)
Lineage: Eukaryota; Metazoa; Chordata; Actinopteri; Anabantiformes; Osphronemidae
Product: cdc42-interacting protein 4 homolog
Exons: 14
Coding region: 241-1755 (504 amino acids)
Biological process (GO): signal transduction
Molecular function (GO): protein binding
Source: RefSeq, a predicted model, not a curated record